AUGUAUCGUUUUGUAUGUGGAGCCAGUCAGUCCGUGGCGCUCUCGCCGUCGCGGUCCUUAGUCUCGAUUCCGCCGCCCAGCAGCAUGUUCUACCAGCUCUCGCAGAAGCUCUCCAAGGGCAGCAUGAUGGCCAUCACCAUCCCGACGAUCAUCGCUGCGUCGUACUCUGCCUUCGCCUUCUUCCGCUACACUGGUCCGGACCUCGGCGGUGCGCUGCCUGGCUCGCCCAAGACCACAUCAGCUGAGUGGCAAGCGGCUUCUGUAGAGUACGGCAAGGCGCAGAAGGCCAAUCCCAUCCGCCACUUCAAGGACUAA
This is a messenger RNA of Peronospora matthiolae, 315 nucleotides long. The record is from the annotation of a GenBank genome assembly. NCBI's taxonomy places the organism in Eukaryota, Oomycota, Peronosporomycetes, Peronosporales, Peronosporaceae.